GAUUAAAAACAUCACACAUCCUCUGUCUGAUGUGGGGCUUUGUUACAAGUAUGGAUGGGAAAAUGAAGUGAAGACAAUACAGAUCACUGGUUAAAGACCGGUGUAUUAGUGUGCACCUAGUGAAUUUGUUCAUGUCAGAGCUGUUAAACGUUUAAUGAAAGAAGCAGCAGAAUUGAAAGAUCCAACAGAUCAUUACCAUGCGCAGCCUUUAGAGGAUAACCUUUUUGAAUGGCACUUCACAGUAAGAGGGCCCCCAGAUUCUGAUUUUGAUGGAGGAGUUUAUCAUGGACGAAUAGUGCUGCCGCCAGAGUACCCCAUGAAGCCACCCAGCAUUAUUCUCCUGACAGCUAACGGACGAUUUGAAGUGGGCAAGAAAAUCUGUUUGAGCAUCUCAGGACAUCAUCCUGAGACCUGGCAGCCGUCAUGGAGUAUAAGGACGGCGUUACUAGCGAUCAUCGGGUUUAUGCCAACGAAAGGAGAGGGAGCCAUAGGUUCUCUAGAUUACACCCCUGAAGAGAGACGAGCACUCGCCAAAAAGUCCCAAGAUUUCUGCUGUGAGGGCUGCGGCUCUGCCAUGAAGGAUGUCCUGCUGCCUUUAAAAUCAGGGAGCGACUCGAGCCAGGCUGACCAAGAAGCCAAGGAACUCGCGAGACAGAUCAGCUUUAAGGCAGAAGUCAAUUCAUCUGGAAAGACUAUUGCUGAGUCAGAGUUAAACCAUUCUUUUUCAUUAAAUGAUUUACAAGAUAACAUACCUACAACAUUCCAGGAUGCUACGGCCAGCACGUCGUAUGAAGCCCAGAAUCCCUCAGGAGCAUCCUUCCAACCACCAACCCAGCCUGCAGCAAAGAAUACCUCCAUGAGCCCUCGCCAGCGCCGGGCCCAAAAGCAGAGUCAAAGAAGGUCGUCCAUGUCACCAGAUGUAAUACAAGGCCAGCAGCCAAGAGACAACCACACAGACCGUGGUGGAUCUGCUGUCCUGAUUGUCAUCCUGACUUUGGCAUUGGCAGCACUUAUAUUCCGACGAAUAUAUAUGGCCAAUGAAUACAUAUUUGACUUUGAGUUAUAAUACCAUUUUGUGAAUUAAGAGCCGUGACUCAGCUGCUUCAUUAAACAUUCUGCAUUGGGUAUAAUUAUGAAUUGUUUACAAAGCAAUUAUUUUGUAUCUACCUUUCAUUCCUCUUUUAAUCUUUCUAAGUUCAAUAUGAAGUUAGCUAGACAUUCAGACCAUGCCAAGCAGUGUGUUCUACUUAGUAUCUCACUGUUUGAUCUGCUUCACAGGGAAAUAUUUUAUUCUGUUGUUUCUCAUGCUUCAGUUUCUUUUUUCCUUAAAUUUACAGUACCUUUCCAUAUAGAUCUUUGAAAUUUUCAGAUAAAAGAUGGUAUUUUUAAGUUCCUAUGAGUAUUAUUAGUUCCUCAGUAACAUUUAUUGAGUACUCCUAGUUAGAUAGAAUGAUAUAGGGAUAAGGGCCAGGGAUAUAGCUCAGUGGCACAGUGCCUGCCUGGCAAGCACAAGGUCCUGAGUUUGAUUCCCGGUACCAAAAAAAAAAAAAAAAGAAAAAAGAAAAAAGGAAUGGUAUGGGGAUAGAAGAAUUGAAAAGGGAAAAAGCAGAAUUCAAGUAGCUUCUUUAAAGGGUCAUUCACAGGAGAUACAUUGAUACUGCGCAUUCUCUGACUUUGUGCUCUAAAUAACUUCAGUGAAAAUAACUAUUUUGGUCAAACAUUUCUGAGGAAGUGAGAUCACAUUUGUGUCAUUGGACAUUACUUGAAGUGGAAGCACUUUGUAACCACUUUGAUAUACUAUUAUUAACCCCCCCAUAUGCACACAGAUUAAAGAAAAAAAAGGAGACAUUCCUUCGAAGAUCUUUGUUUUAAGGAAUAAAGAAGCCACUCCAGAAAAUCACUUGAUUUUCUUCUAGAAGUUGGGAGGGGGGCGGGAUCUUAGGAUUGGAAUGCUUGUCGUGCUUUGAAGUGUGUUUUUUGAGAUGUGUUGUAGGCCUAGCUUUGUAAUCACAAUAAAUUUUAAUUCCAGGAAUACACAUAAUAUACUAUUUCAUGUAUUAUUUUAAUAGAAGAGCUCAGGGCCCAAGAAGCAGUGAUAGAAAUUGUUUACUCAGAAUUGUCUACCUGAUCAAAGCCCAAGAAAGAUUUUCAGUGAAACAAAUCAGUGUCUCAGUGCUCUCCAGCUCCACCUAUGCUAGGAAGAUAAUUAGUAUCGCGAAGUCUGUUGAGCCCAUAUAAUCACAGAAAACAUUGUCUUCAGCGUGUUCCAUUAGCAGCAUCCAGAUGUUACCAAUGAAGAGUUAAUUUUUAAAUAUAAACACUCUCCACCUUCCAUUUAGAAAUACACUUAUAAGUUAAUUUCCUUUAUUUUUU
This is a messenger RNA of Octodon degus (degu), 2373 nucleotides long. RefSeq names its product ubiquitin conjugating enzyme E2 J1 (gene Ube2j1). The coding region runs from base 155 to 1066 and encodes 303 amino acids. Lineage: Eukaryota; Metazoa; Chordata; Mammalia; Rodentia; Octodontidae. The record is from RefSeq and is a predicted model, not a curated record. The transcript is spliced from 8 exons.